This is a messenger RNA of Oryza sativa Japonica Group (Japanese rice), 633 nucleotides long. The record is from RefSeq and is a predicted model, not a curated record. Lineage: Eukaryota; Viridiplantae; Streptophyta; Magnoliopsida; Poales; Poaceae.
AUGUCGCGGAUAACCAGGCGGCCGAUGAGCGGCGACAUGGGUGUGUUCAGGGAUGAUGGAUCGAGCUAUGGUUUAGACAACGACGUGCCGACGUCUGCUGCCGCGAGCUACCGCCGCCGGGCGUCGCCUCUGAGCUCCCAAGAACUGGAGGAAUCUCUCGGCAGCAUAUUGCACAAGCAGCUUAUUGCCCAAGAACUAUCGUCGUCGUCGAUGGGGUCGUCGGGAUACCAACCGUCCGAGGCAUCGUCGUCGUCAUUGUACGAAUCAUCCGGCGCGGCGAGGUCGCCGUUGACGGACCCGGUGUUCCAGAGGGACCUGCUGCAGGCGCUGGACAACCUUCGGAGGGUCAUCGCUGCAGUUGAGCAGUCGUACGGCGUCGAGGCGCACCUGCAACAAGCCGGCAUGCUUCCCAAGAGCGCGUCCUGCAACGACGCCGACGCCGGCGGCGGCGACGCGUACGCAGCAGUCACGCGGCGCAACUCCCGCCUCAUGCGCCGCCUCGAGUCGCAGCUCGUGCAGGCGCUGCCCCGGGACGGCCGCCGCUCGCCCUACUCCAUCGGCCGGAGAGAGGGAAGGGAUAGAGAGAAGAGGGGAGAGAGAGGAUAGAGAAGAGAGAAGAGUGAGGAUGGCAUA